Wasmannia auropunctata (little fire ant) is the source of this 3339-nucleotide messenger RNA. Its product is annotated as solute carrier family 35 member F2-like. Gene Ontology annotation, molecular function: transmembrane transporter activity. The record is from RefSeq and is a predicted model, not a curated record. The coding region runs from base 35 to 1384 and encodes 449 amino acids. Lineage: Eukaryota; Metazoa; Arthropoda; Insecta; Hymenoptera; Formicidae. The transcript is spliced from 8 exons. Gene Ontology annotation, biological process: transmembrane transport. Gene Ontology annotation, cellular component: membrane.
ACUCGCUCGCCGGCGAGGAGUCUUCAGGGUGAAAAUGCAUCAUGGCAUGGGAGGAUCGGCGGGCGAUCGUCACGGCGCUCAAAAUCCGGCGAUGCAGGCCAGGAAUGGGGUCUGCGACAAAAUCGAAAAUUACAUAUCGGAGCUGGGCCGAUGGGCGGUAUGGAGGGCGAUAAUAAUGGGCCAGUUUCUCUCGCUGGUGCUAUGCUUCAUGACGUUCGUAAAUCAUUAUAUAAACACCGGUUCCUACAAGCUCUCGCUUCCAACAGGGCAGAAUGUUCCGCACUACGUGAUGAUGUGCUUAGUCUACACGACGUGGAUGUCCUGCAGGGGUGUGGGGAACGGCCUAAUUUCCGUCAUACGAGCCCGUGGCUGGAGGUACUUGUUGUUAGCGCUGAUUGACGUUGAGGCGUGCACCCUUAUUACAUCGUCCCAUCAAUACACCAGCCUCGCUAGUAUACAGCUUCUUGACUGCGUGGCGAUACCGGUCGCCUUGGUGCUCUCGUUUCUGGUACUGGGCGUCCGAUACAGAAUGGUGCACAUCGUCGGCGUGUCCGUCUGCUUGAUGGGCGUGGGAUGUCUGGUUUGGGCUGGCAUAGACGACAAUAACGAUCCCACGGCUACCGGAAAGAACCAACUCGUCGGCGACAUGCUCUGUCUCGGCGGCGCGGUGCUGUUCUCGAUAACGACGGUUCUCCAGGAAUUGGCCGUUAAAACGGUCGAUAUCAUCGAGUACCUCGGCAUGAUCGGUUUCUUCGGCAUGAUACUGAGCUGCAUGCAAUCCGUCGUGCUCCAGAGGUUUCAAAUAGAAGCGUUUUGUUGGGACAACGUGCCAGUAAUAACGAUCCUGAUCCUCUACUGCAUCACGCAAUUCAUGUUCUUCUCUCUGGUGCCGGUAAUAUUGUUCGAAUCGGGCGCUACCGCCUUGCAGCUGGCGCUGCUCACCUCAGACUCCUUCAAUAUUCUAGCUGGAAUGCUUAAUCACCACUACAAGUUUCACGCACUGUACUUCGUUUCGUAUACACUCACGAUGACCGGCAUAUAUAUUUACGCCAUAAAGAGAACACCAAUGUCGUCGAGCUCACGGAGACAGCACAUCGAGCCACCGAUUCCGGAUUAUAGACACAUGUCCCAUCCCGACGUCGGCGAGGUGGAGAUGGCCACGAGCUCCGGAAUGUCCGGCGUGAGCGGCACCCUCGACAUAAGGGCGUCCACCCUCGGCAGCGAGAGGGAGACGAUGGACGCGACGAGCCUGCCGCUUAGCGUCAGCUCCGACACGGCCUUCACCUCCUUCUACGGCAGUCAGGCAAAUCUAAAGGUAGCAUCGAGAUCGAUGCCGCGUGUCUCGUCCAAUUCGUAUUUUGAUACGCGUACCGGCGCGCCCUGAUAUCUGUCGGGAAUGAACUUAUUGACGCGAGCGCAGGGUUCGCGCGAUAUCCCGAGGCAGAUGGAAUCCACGCGGAUGAGCGUUCUCUCGAAAUCGAGCCAUUUCCGAUAAAGCACGACUGCGCGUUGCACGACACGAGGCUCCGACGGUUUUUGCAAUAUAUAUAUUGAUGAUUUGAAAUUUUGGUAGGUAGACUCAUUUUACGAAAAUUAUAGCCUUGGAGCACGCAUGAUAUCGCGUAAUGUACGAAGGUAAUAAAAUCAAACGACUCGUACAAAGGCAAUAAGAUCAAACGACAAAUAAAAUUGAUAAAUGUAUUAUAGGUUUUAGAUAUUAUUAUAUAUACUUGACGGUAGGCUUGACGGCGCUAUGUAUGCACGAACGAUAAGAGGAACCUUUCGAUUCGCGCGGCGAUCCAUCUGCCUCCGACAGCGCGAGUGUGUGUGAUCUCUCUCCGUAUUUCUUCAGCUAUUCUUGCAGGUGUAAAUGAAAUCUGUGACGGUUUCAGGCUGCGAACGGGAACAGUGCUUCUGCCUGUAAUUAAUAAACGGAAGGGAACGACUGCCUAGAGUAGAAUACCGUGCGAUUCGUUCGUUCGAAAAAAAAUGCGAACUUCUUGACUUCUCGAAACGGGGUCCUUAGAAAACACACGGAGGGAUGUUUGUAUAUCGACACCGUAAUUACGAACGCUAGCACACAGUCUAAAGACUUCUUUUAGAUAUAUCUGUGUAAAACUAUUAAUUACACAGUGUUAAUUGUACUUAAUGGUAAAACGAUAGCCGGACCGUCUUUGAGUUGCAAUUCGAUGACGUGAUUAGACAUUAUUUAGUAAAUAUAUAAUAUUACUUUUAUAAUGUAAAAAACACUACUGUGAUUAUCACACAUAUAACUUAAUUGUUGUAAUAAUUAUUGUAAUAAUUUUUAUCAUUAUAACUACGUUAAUUUUAUAAUCUUCGCGCGCGACGAAAUAAAUUUAGUAUUAUAAUUUAUAAAGUUCGAUAAUGACAAAUUCGAUAAUUUUAUCUCGUUAUAGUAUAUAAGAAGUAUUUAUCUAAUUGGACCUUUCGAUAUGCAUAUUUGAUGAUUAAUAUUUAAGAUUAGUAUUUUUCGACUUGAACGAUCGAAUUGAGCUUAAGGACGGCUAUAUAAUCAAAAUAUAUACCGACUUAGGUAUAUUUCUCUUUAGGUAUAGAUAUUCCUCUUCUAAUCAAAAAACAUUUCCAGUAUAUAUUGUUUAUAAAAAUGUGAACUAAUUCUGUAAGAAUUCUGUAAGAACGAAACGUGCCAAAUGUCGAAGUUUAUUAACACUUAGAUCGUAGAGCUAGGAGAAACGCGAAAUGUGAAACAUAUGUACUCGUUUUAUGUACAUCGUGUACUCAUUUUCACUUAAAUUUUUUAUAUUAACACGAAUUACCUUCGUGGAUGUUUGUUAUGACUAUUACGAUCGAUAUACUGUAGUAUAUACAAAGAUAUUUAUAAGUUAACGCUGAUAACGAGGGCCGAUCGAGGAGGAAACUUACGUAAUUCAACCCGAGACGGAUCUCGAUCGACCUAAUUAAUACAGUACUCAAUGUAAGUCGACUACGUAAUUAUGCUACGCUAUUCUAUUCUUCUAUUACAAUAGUAACGAUUUGCGGCUGCAAUGAAACAAAUUCACUAUCGUCACCCAAUGCGGAUAACACUUAAAAAUGACUACACUUAUUUAAUUGAAUUUCCGCUAUCGCGCGCACAAUAUUGAAGUGUAAUAGUAACUAAAAAAAUAUGUGACUUAUAUUCUUGUCAAUAAUCCACCUCUUUUGUUAGCAAUAACUAGUCACAGUGGAAUAACAGCUAGAGCAUUCACAGGAUGAGCAGAAAAUCCAAACACGAUACUUUUACCUUGUUGUUACACCAUGCUAAUUCAUAUUAUUAUGCAAUCAAUCAAUAAACUAAUCUUACGUAAUUAACGUUAAAAA